AUGGUCAAACAAGAGAAAUUCGCAGUUGAGCAAUUCAUGGAUAAAUAUGAAACCAAGAUUGAUUACAACAUGGCAGAAACAUGUACAGCAUCAAUCAGUUUCAAUGAAUUAUUUGCAUUAAUCCCCGACCAAAAACUUGCCAAAUCAAUCAGUGACGAUAUUUUAAAUACAUGCUUAACCUAUGGACAUAUUCGUGGAUCUCCAGAGUUAAAAUCAGCAAUUGCUAAUGUUUAUAAUGAAUUAGAUGAUCCUGAACAUAAGAUCGUUCCAAAUGAUAUUGUCAUUACGAAUGGAGCAAUUGGGGCUAAUUUUUUGACAUUGUAUAGUUUGGUAGAUAAGGAUGAUAAAGUAAUCGUGGUUGAUCCUACAUAUCAGCAAUUAGCUUCUGUUUCAGGAAUGUUUUCUGGAAAUAGAGGAAAUGUUAUUCCAUGGCAUUUGAAAUACGAGGAUGGAUAUUUACCAAACCUUGAAGAGUUGGAAGGCUUGAUUAAGACUCAUUCUCCAAAGCUUUUAGUUAUUAAUAAUCCUAACAAUCCAACUGGGGUAGUCUGGGGAGACGAUAUUAUGAAGCAGAUUGUGGAAUUGGUAAAGAAGUAUGACAUUUACGUUUUGUGUGAUGAAGUUUAUCGUCCAUUAUAUCAUUCGAUUGAUGCGAAGCAACCCAAAUCGAUUGUUAAUUAUGGUUAUAAUAAAACCAUUCUGACUUGUUCAACGUCAAAGGCAUUCUCUUUGGCAGGAUUAAGAUUAGGUUGGAUUGUAACUAGGGACCAAGAAAUUAUUGAAGAAUUAUAUGCUAAACGUGACUACAAUAUGAUUUCGAUAAGUACAAUUGAUGAUAAAUUGGCAACAAUUGCUCUUGAAAACUAUAAAGUUAUUGUUAAAAGAGGAUAUGAAAUUUGUUUGAAGAAUUUGGAGAUUUUGCAACAGUAUAUCAACCAAUCUCGAGGAAUAUUUUCCUGGGUUAAACCGAAAGGUGGUUCAACUUGUUUUAUCAAAGUGAAUAUUGAUAAUAUUGAUACUUAUGAGAUGUGUGUAGAAUUGGUUGAAAAAUACAAGACAUUGAUUGUUCCAGGGGAGGUAUUUGAUAACCGAAAGGGGUACCUCCGAGUCGGAUUUGGUAAUAAAACUGAAGACAUAGUUGAUGGGUUAAAGCGAUUAACUUUAUACUUAAAGGAUAAAGGAUAUGCCUAG
Messenger RNA from Hemisphaericaspora subhashii, 1191 nucleotides. RefSeq lists its product as uncharacterized. Gene Ontology annotation, biological process: biosynthetic process. The record is from RefSeq and is a predicted model, not a curated record. The transcript has a single exon. The coding region runs from base 1 to 1191 and encodes 396 amino acids. NCBI's taxonomy places the organism in Eukaryota, Fungi, Ascomycota, Pichiomycetes, Serinales, Debaryomycetaceae. Gene Ontology annotation, molecular function: pyridoxal phosphate binding; catalytic activity.